CAAAGCUAUACACCUCCAUAUGUACAAACAAUAAUGAUUUACAAAUUGGAUGUGUUUUGUGUCAUUGGUAUCUUAGCAUAUUUCAGGAGAAUUAAUGGAAAGUGUGAAGGUGAAGACGGAGUAAAUUGCUGUGCAGGUUUUCGAUGGAGCCAGGCCACCCAACAGUGUGUAGAAUGUUUACCCGGAUAUUUUGGAAUCAACUGCUCCGCCACGUGUUUUUUUCCAAGCUAUGGACGACACUGCCAAAAACUGUGCAAUUGUUCAUCAGAACUAUGUGAUUUUUCCACAGGGUGUUUUAUCCUUCAAUUUCUGAAGAGAUGUCGUCGGCCAAAAACAUAUUGAAUGGCACUAUUAAAGUGAUUCAAUCAAAGAAAAAUUCUGCUCCUGGAGAAACCGUACAUUAUGAUACAUUGACUUCUUCUACGAGUUCUACAGACAACCCUGGAGAUGACGAGAACAGAGGAACUGUCCAUUUUACAGUCUUAGGUGACAUUAGACCAAUUCUUUAUGCAAUAUUUUCUGUCAUUGUGUUAUUUUGCACGCUUGUUUCCGUGUAUAUUUUUGGCAAGAAAUUUAGAAAUUCGCAAUGCAAUAAACAUGAUGUUGAUAAGGAUGGAAAUACACAUGAUACUGGAUUAUAUCAGGAAAUAGAUACUUUCAACAGGUUUGAUCAAAACGUUUCCUACAGUGUGUGUAUGGAAAAUAAUGAAGAAAUGUUAGAGGAAAGUUCGAAAUCCAGCGAUAGCCAAAGUGAUGCGGAAAGCAAUGAUAUAAAAGAGAUUACUAGAGACAGCACGGACGUAAAAGCAAUUAAUACUACUUGACAAGUUGACAUUUAUUUGUAAAAAAAAAAUUUCCUUCUUUUUCUUGUAUAGACUAUGUAUUAGAUGUAAUUAAUUGUUGUUUAGUUGUUUUUUAUUUAUUUAUUUAUUUUUUUGUUUUUUGUUUUUUUUUUUGUAAUUAGACAAAUAGCAUGUCUGCUUUGUGCAUGCAAUUUUUCAUUUUAUUUUCUGAACUAUUGUAUACAGGUUUUUAUUCAUAUUGCUUUUAUUUUGCAUCAACAUACGUAUAAGCUAUUUUACCUCAUUUUAAAUGCAUCCAGACACAUUGAAUGAUAUAUCUUUUUUAUUACAAUUACUCUGAGUUAUUAAAUCGCCCAUUUAUGAUGAGAGCAUACGUUGUAAAUAUAAACUGUUGCAAAAUUCCUCUUCUUGCUCAGGAGAUUAAGCAAAUUUAUUAAAAAGGACGUAUUUUUAUUCAUCCCAAAACAUUAAGAAACCGUACGCGUAAACAUGAGUUAUUUUACAGUUGUCCAAUCGACAUGUUGAUUUACCUCCACAUAAACUUUUGUCUGAACAACUAAAGAAUAAUUGGUACACAUAUUCAUAUACAUGUAUAUGAAUGAUUGAGUAAAACUGACAACUCAAGAAA
Saccostrea cuccullata (small rock oyster) is the source of this 1431-nucleotide messenger RNA. Its product is annotated as multiple epidermal growth factor-like domains protein 10. Lineage: Eukaryota; Metazoa; Mollusca; Bivalvia; Ostreida; Ostreidae. The transcript has 4 exons. The record is from RefSeq and is a predicted model, not a curated record. Bases 34 to 342 code for a protein of 102 amino acids.